Molecule: messenger RNA, 1245 nt
Organism: Drosophila montana
Lineage: Eukaryota; Metazoa; Arthropoda; Insecta; Diptera; Drosophilidae
Product: integumentary mucin C.1
Exons: 2
Coding region: 109-1044 (311 amino acids)
Source: RefSeq, a predicted model, not a curated record
UCCAUCUCCGCUUUAGCUGAUCUCCUAGUAAUUCCAAAUAAAAGCAAAAAGCAAUACGCUGCCAAUUUUAGCAACAACAGCACAUUUCACUCGACUGCAUCACGCGAAAUGAACGUGCUUCCGGUGCUCCUGCUGCUAGUGCAGCUGACAGCCAUGGUGCUGGCAGGAACUAAUCAAACCGCAACUGGAAGCCCAGCUAGCGCCAAUGUGACCAAACUAGCAAUGGUUAGCCCAAGCAGCAAUGCAACUGCCAAAGAUGCAGGUGUAGGUUCCAGUGCCAUUACAGUUGCAGCUACAGCCAAUCAAUCGCAAGUGGACAAGGACAAGCCGGCCAAGGUCAACGGCACGGAGGAGCAUGCCGUGGUGCUCGUGCGCGGCGUUACCAAUACGGAUACCGCCACAGUGCAAGCGGCACCAAAAGCGAACGCUACAGCGACGACGACGCAAGCACCGCAGGUAAUCAAAUCAACAGCAACUACGGCGAUAACAAAGCAAACAAACCCAACGGCCAAGACGGACAAAAUGCUGGCCGAUGGCGUAUCGCUGAGUGACAUCAACAAGAACAAGAACAAGGAGAAUAAUAACAGCAACAGCAGCAGCACUAUCACGACGCCAGCAGCUAAUAUCAAUAGCAGCGCCACCAACAGUAGUAGCAGCAGCACCAACGUUACCAACGCCUCCACCACCACGACCACCACGUCAACAACAACGACCACAACAACUACAACCAGCACAACGACAAUGCGUCCCAAAAAGCCCACCGUCACGAGCAGUAUGGACAAACAGCUGGAGGGUGAAAAGCUGGAUCCGGCUGCCACAGGCGCUGGAAACGUUGCACCACACGUUCUGCCCGUGCAGGAGCUGAGCAGCAGCUUGACCAAUCGUGGCGAGAAUGAGUAUAUUGUGCCCAUUGUAACUAUAAUGCUAGCUGUGCCACUUGCCAUAGCCGUAUUCAUCAUCAUGUACCGGCGCUUUCGGGACUUGUGGACAACGCGCCACUACAGGCGCAUGGACUUCCUGGUGGACGGCAUGUACAACGAUUGACGAAGGCGCCAGCAGCAGCAGCGGCUCGGCAACGGAGCUGCCAGCGGCGGUGGAGGGGCUACUGACGGUGUUGGCUGUUUAUCAAUUGCUGCCACGCGGCUGCCGUAGCGCAAGAGAAUUUGAUAAAGCAAAGCAAAUAAUUGGAAAGAUUAUUAGUUGUUAAGUUUAUUAUUAUUAUUAUAUUUCUUAUUUUGCAUGGAA